AGAUGUCAACGGAGAAAUUGACAUCAAACGGGGCAAUUCGGUACCUUCGUCACGGUCGCCCAUUUCUUUGUUAUUUCGUUCCCUAGUCCUCAUGUCCUUCUCUUUGUUAAACGAAUCUCCUUACCAAACAAUUUCAUUUCUCUAGAAAACCUCUAAAUUCUCACCGAUCAAAAAUUCAAUCACGCGCUUCGGAUAUUAAGGUUUCAAUUGGAGUUCACUUGAAUGAAAAGAAAAUGAAGAAAUCAAAGUUGCUGCAGAAUUCUAAGGACAUGCUUUCCAGGAGCUUCAAUCCCGCCAAAUGCAAGACCUCGUUGAAGCUGGCAGCUUCAAGGCUGAAGCUAUUGAGGAAUAAGAAGGAAGUGCAAGUGAAACAGAUGAAGAGGGAAUUGGCGCAGUUGCUUGAGUCUGGCAACAUCCAGACUGCUCGAAUUAGGGUUGAACAUGUAGUUAGGGAAGAGAAGAUGAUGGCAGCAUAUGAUCUUGUUGAGAUAUACUGCGAACUUACUGUUACUCGCAUGCCAAUCAUUGAGUCACAAAAGAACUGCCCCAUCGACCUGAAGGAAGCAAUUACUAGUUUAAUAUUUGCAUCACUAAGAUGUGGAGAUGUACCUGAACUUCUAGAUAUACGGAAGCAUUUGACAGCAAAAUAUGGAAAAGAUUUCACCACAGCAGCCAUAGAGCUUCGUCCAGAGUGUGGUGUAAGCCGCAUGUUGGUUGAGAAGUUAUCUCCAAUGGCACCUGAUGGACAGACCAAAAUUAAAAUAUUGAGUGCAAUUGCAGAGGAGCACAACGUGAAAUGGGAUCCUAAUUCAUUUGGAGAGAAAGAUGGGAUGCCUCCCAGUGAUUUGCUGAAUGGACCAAGUACAAUUGAAAAGAACAGUAAAAUAUAUGCUGAACCUCCACUUUUUGAAGCUACACCUGUUCAGAAUAAGAUGCAUAGUUCACCGUUGAACUUCGCAGAGCAGGAUCCUAGAUCCUCACUGGGAACACAGAACUCCACUGCUUCCCAAAGUUCUGGUGUUGGCUCAAGACUCAAAUCAGAAGUGAGGCCUCCAGCAGUAGGUGAUGAGAGGGUACAAUCAAUACAAGAGGAUGGAAAUGCUUUCUCUAAGCAGAGAUGGAAUAUGGAGUUCAAGGAUGCUACUUCUGCAGCUCAGGCAGCCGCUGAGUCUGCAGAACUUGCAAGUAUGGCUGCUAGAGCUGCUGCAGAACUUUCAAGCCCUGACAGGAUUAUGAAACAGUAUUCCACAGAAUCACACAAGUAUGACGUUCAUAUUUCGGGAAACGAUAGAAAUGAAAAGUCCACUACACAAUUCAGCAGUGAAAAUUUUCCAGACUAUUCUGCAAACAUGUCUUCUGGAACUAUUAGGUUACAGAGUGACGAUGUAGAUCAGGUUGGACAUAAUUAUUCAAAGACAGCUGCUGGAAGAUUCUCUGAGGAUGGUUAUGGUAGUACAACGGGAUUCAGUCAAUCCACUUCUUUAAUUCCUGAAACUUCAACUAAUGACUCAUUGGAUCAUGAUGUCCAAGUUGUAGAGGGGUAUUCUCUGAAGAACUCCUUAGAGGAGGCUAAGAAAGAUGAAAUGUAUAAGAAGACCGAUGAAGGUGAAUUGAGUAUGAAGAAACAGUCGUCUGAAAUGGGUAUGAAGAAACAGUCUGUCUAUGAUGCUGAGAGUGCAAAUGCAUGGCAUGAGAAAUCUGAGAAUUUCUCAGAAGAAAGGAUUAGGAAACAACCCAGUCAUAUCUCUUCCAGUUCCCAUUCACGCAAUUUCAGUGAUGAGAACAUUUUUGCAAAUUCGGAACAGAAACAAUCUUUCUACGAUGCUGACAGUUCAAAUGAGUGGCAAGAGAAAUCUGAGGAUUUCCCUGAAGAAAGAAUUAGGAAAAAACCCAGUUAUAUUUCUUCCCGUUCCCAUUCUAACAUUUUCAGUGACCAGAACAAUUUCGCAAACUCUGAACACCAAAAAUUUGGAUAUGAUGCUGGUGAGGAUCCUUCGGUGGAUAUUGGUGAGAGAAGAUUUGAUCAAGAUGCGUCACUGACAAGUCCUCAUGAUCUUACUUCAGCAGUUUUUGACAAAUCUGAUUCAGAUAGUGAUGAGUAUGGGUUUAAUAUUGGCCGCAAGUUUGAUGAGCCAGAGCCAGAAGUUUAUUUUUCAUCACCAGGCAAGAAAUCACCUAAGAACUCUCCUUUAAAACAAGAUGCUUGGAGCCCUAGAACUAGCGCAAUCAAAUUAGUUGAGAAUUCCACUUCGUUACUAUUCUCCACAGAAGAGCACACGUUCCCUGAGUUUUCUGAUAAUUUUGUGCCUGUGACCUUUGAUGAUUCUGAUGACCCAGAGUUUGACAGUGAUGAACAUAUGGAUAAGUUUGAUCCUAUUGGGACAGAAGAUUCUAAAAAUCUUCCUAGUAUACAAAAUAAAAUUUCACAAUCAGUUAAAAAAUCAAUUACAGAGAGAGGAUCUUCAGGAGCUGACAGAAAACAGUGGUCACUUUUCUCUGACGAUGAAGUCCAGUCCGAGGAACAUAUGGAUAAGUUUGAUCCUAAUGGGACAAAAGAUUCUAUAAACCUUUCAAGUAGACAAAAGAAAAGUCCUCAAUCAUCAUUUAAGGAGAAAGGAUAUCCAGGAUCUGACAGAAAGCAACCGUUACUGUUCUCACAUGAUGAAGUCAAGUCCGAGGAAGUGCAUGGGGAAAACAGCCAAGGAACCAAAUUUGAUGCUGAUUCUCCAAAAAUAUUUAGUUCCGGGAAGUCUUUUGCUUAUCCACCUACUCCAGGACCCGAACAAUUGGACUCGAACGAUAUUGGCAGUGAAUUGAAUUCAGAGAGCGGGACUGGCCUGAAUUUUGGAAAGCUCACUGGUGGAUUUCGUCACAAGGGUAAUAACCCUCUCCCUUACUUGAAGAGUCGAUUGGAUAAUCCAUUAUCAUUGAAGAAAACGACUGAGGAGACUGUUCCUGAAGCUGCUGCUUCUCCCACUGUCGAGAAUCCUAGGUUAAGUACAACGUUAGAUGAUAAGAAAAGCAUGAGAGGACGUGAUCCCCACCCUUAUACGGAUACUGACAGUUCCGAAGAAGAAAUGUCUCGAAGGGAGACAUCAGGUGCCCGAAGAGAAUCAUAUAUUAAUAGUGUAGGUUAUGCAGUUAAGAAAAAGUCAAGCUUUGGAGCUCCAGUUUCGGUUUUUGGUUCUGAUAAUAGUGAUUCGGAUGAUGAUAUUCCAAAACAAUCCCCCACUAAGAAAAGCCAUCUGCAAAGUGGAAUUUCUCGGAGGACAAAAGCUUCUUAUCCUAAGGCUCGGCCUGAUUCUGAAUCUGGAAACGGAAGGAAACUCUUGACCUCUUCCAGUACUGAAACUCCACAAGAAUCUCGAUCCGAAAUGAGGAACUCGGAUAAGAGUGAAAAUCCUGAGCAGCCCACUGCAGCAAAAGUGACUUCUAAGCCCACUUCUUAUCCAAAGACUCGGCUUGAUUCUGAUUCUGGAGUCGAAAAAAAACCCUCAACCUCUUACAGUACUGAAACUCCCCAAGAAUCUGGGUCCCAAACAAGGAAGUCUGAUAAAAGGGAAAAUCUCGUGCAGCCCACCUCCGCAAAAGUGGCUUCUAAGCCCAUGAACUUGAGUUUUUCCAUGGCUCAUGAGCAUCCUACCCAAGCAAAACCAACUUCUACUACGGUGCAGGAGUUGAAGAUCUCUCAGAAGUCAUCUGACGUAGAACAAUCUAGGCCUAAGUCGAAGAAAGACUCAUUGGAAAGCAGUGAAAAUCCAAAACCAAAAUCGGGCAAGACUUCUUCAGAUAAUGAAGAUAAUGCUAAGAGAGCUAGUCAUGUUCAUCCAAAGCUUCCCGACUAUGAUACUUUAGCUUCCAAAUUACAAUCUGUUCGGCAGAAUCGUCAAUGAUUUUUCUCUUUUUUAAUCUCACAUCAUUUGUUACUUCAUUUUUUACUAUGCAUUGCAGUGGAGAUUCUGGCUUUAUUACAGUUUUAAAGUUGAUAUUUAUAGAUACUUUGGAACACCAACACUGUCUGUUGUCACAUAAAAGAUUUUCAUUUUCUUUACUUCUUUUGGUUGUCUGAAUUGCCUCGUCCAUACAUGGCGCUUUUGUAAUGGGUUAAAUUCAUUGAUGUCCACUCAACUUUAUACUUAGUA
Messenger RNA from Olea europaea var. sylvestris, 4142 nucleotides. RefSeq lists its product as uncharacterized. The transcript is spliced from 8 exons. Bases 234 to 3893 code for a protein of 1219 amino acids. Gene Ontology annotation, biological process: protein transport. Lineage: Eukaryota; Viridiplantae; Streptophyta; Magnoliopsida; Lamiales; Oleaceae. The record is from RefSeq and is a predicted model, not a curated record.